ACCUACGCGACGGGACGGUCGAGCAUGGAGGUCUCGUUGCAGGUUGCCAAAGCGCCCGCUGCGGGCGAGGCGGCGAAGCCGGAGGAUGUGUUGAUUACGUGCGCGUUCACGAUGGUCUCGCUGGAUCCGGCCACGAAGAAACCGGUAGCCAUCGCCCCCCUCCUCGUCGAAACGCCCGAAGAGCGCCUACUCUUCCAGAAAGGCGAGGAGAAUUACCGCGCCAAGAAAGCCCUGCGGACACGCAGUCUUCUGGAGAAAGCUCCCAACGAGCGCGAGAGUGACUUGAUUCAUUCGAUGUGGACCAAGGGGAUGUCUUAUUCGAACCCCGAAUCCCCCGCCCAACGCCCCCCGAACACCAUCGCCAUGGCCUCCUCCGUCCUAAAAUCCGCCAUGAUUAUGCAACCCCAAGACCGAAACCGCCACAACUUCAUGAUCUUCGGCGGCUUUUUGCUGAAAGAAACCUUCGAGCUGGCCUUCUGUUGCGCCGCCUCCUUCAGCCACAGCCGUCCCAACUUCAUCUCCCUUGAUCCGAGCACGUUUGAGAAUUCCGUGCCGGUGGGAAGUGUGUUGUAUUUGCGGGCUACCGUUGCGUUUACGGAGCCGUAUUCUGAGGGUGGUUCGGAUGGUGGCAGUGGCAGUGGGGGCAGUGGCAGCACCUCAUACACCAAAGUCCGCGUGCGCGUCGACACGCAGGUUCGGGACGUCGAGCACGGGACUAAAAAACCCGCCGGGAUGUUCAACUACACCUUCCUCGUGGAGGGGGAUGUUCAGGUGAUGCCGCAGACGUAUGGGGAGUUUAUGGUGUGGACGGAUGCGCGCCGGCGCUCGGAGAAUGCAGCGGCGAUGGCGGCGGCGGCCGGGGGGGUGAAGGAGCCGAGUGCGUUGCGGGGGUUGAAGGAUAGUGUGACGGAGUAGGUUUGGUGCUUGGUGCUUUUGGUGGAUGAACUGUAUCAUAUAUUCCGGUAGUAGUGAGAUUCCCCCUUCUCUGAGUAUCGUAUCAACUACUUAUUCCAUAGUAUGUGCCUGGUCUGGCAGUGAUUGUUUUCUGGCUCUCAUGGAGGGACAA
Messenger RNA from Aspergillus saccharolyticus JOP 1030-1, 1066 nucleotides. RefSeq lists its product as uncharacterized. Gene Ontology annotation, biological process: acyl-CoA metabolic process. Gene Ontology annotation, molecular function: fatty acyl-CoA hydrolase activity. NCBI's taxonomy places the organism in Eukaryota, Fungi, Ascomycota, Eurotiomycetes, Eurotiales, Aspergillaceae. Gene Ontology annotation, cellular component: mitochondrion. The transcript is spliced from 3 exons. Bases 25 to 915 code for a protein of 296 amino acids. The record is from RefSeq and is a predicted model, not a curated record.